Molecule: messenger RNA, 1038 nt
Organism: Scheffersomyces stipitis CBS 6054
Lineage: Eukaryota; Fungi; Ascomycota; Pichiomycetes; Serinales; Debaryomycetaceae
Gene: OST6
Product: dolichyl-diphosphooligosaccharide--protein glycotransferase
Exons: 1
Coding region: 1-1038 (345 amino acids)
Cellular component (GO): oligosaccharyltransferase complex
Source: RefSeq, a predicted model, not a curated record
AUGUACGGGAGUUUCACAUACCUUACGGUAGUUUUUACCGCCUUUUUAACAUUAGUAUGCGGAAGUUCUCUUCAACUCCAACAGCUUCUUCUUCAAUCGUCAGACUAUGAACACAACAUCAUACCGAUUGUCCAGUCCGACUUGUCGUCUCUUUCGGGGCCCAGGGACUACUUUACGUUGAUGUUGCUUACUUCCUCUGAUUCUAAACAUCAAUGCGAUGUAUGCGUGGAAGUCCAGAAGAUCAUUUCUCGUGUAGCUGACUCGUGGUUCGCUGAAUAUAGAACCAAUUCCAAUUUGGUAUUUAUCAAUGUUGACAUUAUCGACAGAGAAAACAUUAAAAUCUUCGACGCUUUGCAAAUAACAAACAUUCCCCAUAUUUGGUUGUUCCCACCAAACAUCUACAAGGAACAUUCCACUGAAAAGGGGUUGGACUUCUCGUUGCUCGAAGAUCCUCACUAUAUCUAUAAAGUCCCUGAGGCUCCUUUUGAAGAACAGGUAAGGGAGUUCGCUAGAUUUUUAAGCGAAAACUUGAACAAGAGCGUGGCUAUUAAACAGAAAAGUCCCUUAAAUACGUUUGCCACGACAUUCAUAGCUACGUUGGUGAUAAUCACCCUCGUCAAGAGGAAGGGUCCUAAAGUAAUCACCCAGCUUCCAAAGAAACAUGUAGUUACAAUGCUCUCUGUGGCUAUGAUCUUGUUGUUUGUUUGUGGGUAUCAAUUUAGCGUCCUGAAAGGAGUUCCAUUCGUGGCCCGUAACGAAAAAGGUCUUAUCUUCAUCAGCGGUGGAACACACUAUCAGUUUGGUAUAGAAGUAGUAUUUGUCGCUGUCAACUAUUUGGCUCUAGGCUUUGCCUUUUUGGUGUUGAUGUACAUUGGCUCGUACAAUGUCAAUUCUAAGAGCAUAAUACGCCUGGACGACGUAAAACAUGUCUUGAUCAUAGUCAUGAAUGUCAUAAUCUACUAUCUUUACAGCUGUUUAACCAGUAUAGUGAUUAGAAAAGAUCAUGACUAUCCAUACAGUCUCACCAAGCUAUUCUAA